Molecule: messenger RNA, 3142 nt
Organism: Vigna radiata var. radiata (mung bean)
Lineage: Eukaryota; Viridiplantae; Streptophyta; Magnoliopsida; Fabales; Fabaceae
Product: protein EXECUTER 1, chloroplastic
Exons: 15
Coding region: 241-2298 (685 amino acids)
Biological process (GO): singlet oxygen-mediated programmed cell death; response to singlet oxygen
Cellular component (GO): thylakoid membrane
Source: RefSeq, a predicted model, not a curated record
CUCAAAAUUUCACACCCAACUUUCUAGCCUCAUGUUCCUUUGCAUUCACUUUACAUUCACAUUCACAUUAUUCACUAACUCAACAGCAGCGACAACAAUAAUCUAUCACCUCACCAUUUAGCAACAACAUCAUCAACAGCAUAUUCUUUCCAAUCUCCUUCCAACACAUACUCUCACACGCACGCAUAUCCAUUCGUUCCUUUCACUCUCUUUCUCUCUCUCUCUCUCUCUCUCUCUCGCAUGGCUUCCAUGACCGCUCCAACCCUUACCUUCCCUAACCAGAAGCUUGCCGUUCCGUUUCCCGCGCGAACGCCGUCGCUCCUUUCUUUACCUUCCUUCUCUCCCUGCCGCUGCAUCUCCUCCGACGACCGCAGCGGCGCCAAACGUGGUUGGGAUUCCGUGCUGCACCACUUCUCCGAGGUCGCCAAGCGCGUCGAUUCUUACUGGAAGUCCUUCGGGGACGCCGUCGAAGAUCGUAGCCGCGCGGCUGGUCACGACGAGGAUUGGGAUUGGGAUCGGUGGCGCCGGCAUUUCGAGGAAAUCGACGACCAAGAGCGUCUCCUCUCAAUUCUCAAGUCCCAGUUAAGUAGGGCUGUGUAUUUGGAGGACUUCGAAGAUGCCGCCAGGCUAAAGGUGGCUUUUGCGGCUGCAGCUAACAAUGACAGUGUUGGAAGAGUGAUGUCUUAUCUUAACAGAGCCAUUAAAGAGGAGCGGUAUGGUGAUGCAGCUUUCUUAAGAGAUAAAGCUGGCGCUGGACUUGUGGGUUGGUGGGCUGGUAUUUCUGAAGAUGUUAAAGAUCCACAUGGUCUAAUUAUUCGUAUAACUCCUGAGCAUGGAAGAUAUGUGGCAAGGAGUUAUAGUCCUAGGCAACUUGCAACAUCUGCCGCUGGCAUUCCACUAUUUGAAAUUUUUCUUACAAUGGAUAAAAAAGGUGAAUUCAAGUCACAGGCUGUGUACUUAAAGCGGAGAGGGGCCUUCCAUGGAUCCCCAACAGCGUCUUCUAAAACAUUGGAUGCUACUGGGACACUGAGUUCAAUGGAAUCUACUGAAGACAAAAGUGAGUUGUUUGUUGUGAGUACUGAAGAACCAGAAAAUGGUGAUGAUAGGAAUGAUGGCAAUGAUCCAACGGAGGGAAUGCCUGGAUUUCAGAAUGUCUUGAAAGAUAUGAUUCCUGGAGUAAAGGUGAAGGUUUUCAAGGUCAUAACUCCAGAAAAAGUAGACACCGAUCUAUCUGAUGUGAUUGAGCAGAUAAUUGAGGAUGAAGAGGAAGAUGAAGAUGAAGGAAGUGAUGAAGAUGAUGAUGAUGAUGAUGAUGAUGAUGAAGAUGAUGAUGAUGAAGACGAAGACAGAGAGAAAGAAAAAGAUGUAGAAAAUCUAGAACUGGAAGAUAUUAAAUCUGAGACUGAGCAGGAGGGAGAUGAUGAGAUUGAAGUAAACGCUGGAAUGAGAACUUUUGGGCGUGAAGAACAUAAUGAAUUUGCUGUUAAAAUUGCUAUUGGUGGUCUUGUGCAGAAACUUUCAAGUAAUCUAUCCACUAGAGAUUUGCUUCGAGUUCCUGCUAAGCUGGAUAUGAAGGGGUGUGGUUCAUUUUCAUUUACUGUUGAAAAAGAAGUCAAUCAGCCUAUUGGUCUUGAUAAAGGAAAAUCUUCAUCUGAUAAAUCAGCUAAGUUUCAAGGUCGUCGCAAAGUUAAUCAUGUGAUUUUUGACCUUGCUAAAUUUAUUGGCAGGGGGAAGAUACCAUCAAAGGUGCUGAAAGAGGUGGGAGAAUUGAUAAAUCUCACACUAAGUCAGGCUCAAAACCAUCAAUUAUCCGGGUCAACUAUUUUCAAUCGCAUCAAAAUACCAACUUCUUUUGAUCCUUUAAAUGGUCUGUACAUUGGUGCACAUGGACUUUACUCCUCUGAAGUUAUUCAUCUAAGACGUAGAUUUGGACAGUGGCAAGAGGACAAUGGAGCCAAGGAACCUUCAGAUCUUGAGUUUUAUGAGUACGUAGAAGCUUUUAAGUUAACAGGAGAUCCUUAUGUACCAGCCGGCCAGGUGGCAUUCCGUGCAAAAAUUGGAAAGAGGUAUCAACUACCUCAUAAAGGGAUAAUACCUGAAGAGUUUGGUGUGAUUGCUCGCUACAAAGGCGAAGGGAGGCUGGCUGAGCCAGGGUUUCAAAAUCCCCGAUGGGUUGAUGGUGAACUUGUGAUUCUCGAUGGAAAGCACCUAAAAGCAGGCCCAGUUGUUGGAUUUGUGUACUGGGCCCCUGAGUACCAUUUUUUGGUCUUCUUCAAUCGGCUUAGGCUUCAACAAUAGGGUUUUGUUCAUAAUGUCAGAGACUUGUAAAUUCUUUCUUCAGAUUCUCAGCAGCAUUUUUCUUUUGAAAAGAAAAAUAUUCUUCGCCUCUACCGUUGUAAUCGCCACGGUUGUUUGUCAUUGUCAACGUCGUCGGAGUUCUAGUUUCGGUCGAUGAUGAUAAGGUUUUAAGGUUUUGAUAAUCUCGGCCAAGCAACCAACAUUCCAUCAACAAUUCUUUCACUAGAGCUCCCAUGCGCCCUCACGUGCCUCUUAAAGUUACGGAUCUGCGUUCUUUUUUUGCCAUGUGUGGCGGUGUGUCUUGGCUCCUCUUCGACAACGAUUUAAAGCAUCGAGUAAACCUAUUAAUGAUACAAUAUUGCCAAUGAAUCCUCUACAUUAGUGUCUCAAUGUGAUGAUCUCACUUGCUUUCAAGCAUGGAAAAGGUCGUCAUAAGUGUGACCAUUGCGGUUUUUUGGAAUGCUAAAACUGUGCUUCAAUGGAAGAUAUCAUCAAUCACUGCAGGGUGGUUCCAUUUGAGCUUUAAAUAUCUUAACCACUAGCUAUCUGCCGAGUAGCAGAGACUGAGCAAUGGGCUGCUUGUCUAGAACUCAGAUGACUCUGGUAUCUUAAGCAUUGGUAGGUGUAGCUUGACUAACUAUAGACUGAAGAGGGAUUAGUAAUACCAGCACCGAAGCACAAUGUACUAGUAGUCUUCAUUCCAUCAACUUUGUACAUUGUUCCUAGUUUUUCUUAUAAGUUAUAUAUGUAUCAUAAAAUUCAUAAUAUCAUUGUUCUUUCUGUUACGAUGAGAUUUUCAUCACAAUUUUUUCUUACUUUGAAUCCUAUUUUGAGGUUUUUGGCA